Papaver somniferum (opium poppy) is the source of this 1854-nucleotide messenger RNA. RefSeq names its product presenilin-like protein At1g08700. NCBI's taxonomy places the organism in Eukaryota, Viridiplantae, Streptophyta, Magnoliopsida, Ranunculales, Papaveraceae. The record is from RefSeq and is a predicted model, not a curated record. Gene Ontology annotation, biological process: protein processing. The coding region runs from base 263 to 1645 and encodes 460 amino acids. The transcript has a single exon. Gene Ontology annotation, cellular component: membrane; nucleus. Gene Ontology annotation, molecular function: aspartic endopeptidase activity, intramembrane cleaving.
AAUUUAACAUUGGCAGUCGAAGUCUCUUUCGCAUUUCUUUGUUUCACGCUGAAGCUCGCAAAUGAACUUACCCUAAAAUUUCUCUAAAUGUCAUCUUCUCCACUCAGAGUCUUCUCAGUUAACCCUCCAUGAUGAAUUGAUGGUAUCAGGUAAGUUGAAACCCUAGGAAUUCCCUAAUUUCCGCCUCUCUCUCUCUCUCUCUCUCUCUGUUGUUCUCCUUCAAUCAAUCAGGUGAUCUUUUGUUCGUAGAAGGAAUCUAAAAAUGGAAAACAGCAUACUUGAAUCAAUCGGUGUUGAAAUCAUAGGUGUAAUGUCUCCUGUAUCGAUCUGUAUGUUCUUAGUAGUAUUAUUAGUUUAUGUCGUUUCUCCAAAUACUCCAAACUCAGUUGUUAUACAAACUGCAGCAAAUUUAGUUUACUUAGAAACCCCAACUGAUACUACUACCCAAAAAAUCGAAGGAUCUUUACUUAAUGCACUUGUUUUCGUUAUCCUUAUAACUCUUGUUACUUUCCUUAUGGUUCUUCUUUACUACUACAAUUUCACUAAUUUCUUGAAAUAUUACAUGAGAUUCUCUACUUUCAUUGUCUUAGGAUCAAUGGGUGGAUCCAUUUUUCUGUCUAUAAUACAGCAUUUCUCGAUACCCAUUGAUUCAGUUACUUGUAUGAUUCUGUUAUUCAACUUCACCAUAGUAGGGGCAUUAUCUGGUUUUUCUCAAGGAAUUCCUAUAUUUUUGAGACAAGGGUAUAUGGUACUCUUAGGGAUAAUUGUUGCUGCUUGGUUUACGAAAUUACCUGAAUGGACAACAUGGAUUUUACUUGUCGCGUUGGCUUUGUAUGAUUUGGUUGCUGUUUCAGCUCCUGGAGGACCAUUGAAACUAUUGGUAGAAUUAGCUCAAAGCAGAGAAGAGGAACUUCCUGCUCUGAUUUAUGAAUCAAGGCCGACUAUAAAUCAAGUUAACGGUCGAGGAGGAUCAUUGGGUCUUUUGGUCGCUGGAGCUACUACUUCUAGUUCAGUUGAACUUCAACCAGUCACCCACAGUAAUGAAGGUAAUCAAGUUAGGGUUUCACCUGAGAAUUAUAGUGCUUCUGAUUACUCUACUGGCGAGGUUGGAAAUGUACCAGCUAAUGUGAGAGAGGAUGAAGAGACAUCUCCGCUGGUCGGUAGUUUCAGGGAGAGACAGUCAACAAGUAGUGCAAGUAAUGACUUUUCGACGGUAGAUGUUGAGCAUUUACGUGCUAGGAAUUUAGAGAACAGAGAUGGUGAGAUUUCUGAAGAGGCUUCCCCACUUGUUGAUCUUAUUCGUUUUGAAAAUGAGAGAGAAGAAAGGAGGAAUGUGAUUGGUAGCGGUGCUGAGUCAGAGAGCAUUUUGACAGCAACAGCAGGUAUAAAGUUAGGGCUUGGGGACUUCAUUUUCUACAGUGUUCUUGUGGGUAGAGCUGCAAUGUAUGACCUAAUGACAGUUUAUGCUUGUUAUCUCGGUAUCAUAUCUGGUCUCGGUUGCACUCUUAUGUUGUUGUCUGUGUGUCGAAAAGCUUUACCUGCUCUGCCAAUUUCUAUCAGUUUGGGAAUCAUUUUCUACUUCUGCACCAGGUUGAUAAUGGAACCUUCCGUAGUUGGGACUUCCACUAAUUUGAUGAUGUUCUAAUUUUACUGUUUCUGUUUCUUUUAUAUAUUCUAAUGCAGUAUAGAAAAUAUGAUUGUCCUUCAAGAGAGUUCUAUGACAUACUCGCAUACUCUUUUAGCCAAAUGAUUUCUGUUCUCGAUUAAGGAAGUGUUGUUCUGAAUGUUUGUUUCCUUUUGUUAGUGAAUUUUAUUGCAGUAAAAAGGAGGAAAUUUCGUUUCCUUAGAUAUGAA